CGCCCCGCCUCCACGUGAGAGCCCGCUCGGCCGUGACCCGGAAGUCAACUUCCCGUCGCCGAGUCGCCCCCGCGAGUGCCAGCUCCUUCCGGGUCACCGCCUCGCGCGGACGCGAUUUCCUCGGUAACCGCGACCAUGGCGGCGACGCGGCAGUUGUCCAGUGGUGUGGGCCAACGUGAGGACCCCACGGGCUCCACGGACUCGCUGACCACCACCCCGAACUCCGUGCCCACCGUGUCGCCAGUGACCCCCGAGCCUGUCUCCCCGGGGCAGGUCGCCGAAUCCCCGGGCAAAAACCUGUGGGAGCAGAUCUGUGAGGAAUAUGAAGCUGAGCUGCCUCACUUUCCAGAAGGAUAUGUAACCAAACAAGAAACCCCAGUUACUGCUUCGCUAUUGGAGGAACUGGCUUCCCAUGACUUCAACACAGAGCUCUAUUUCCCAGCUUCCCAUUCCACCACCGUCUCCAACAUACCCUGCCCUCAACCUAAAUCUGAAGCAGUUGAUCCAAAAACAUGUUCUCCUAGAGAAUAUUUGGAGACAUUCAUCUUCCCAGUCCUGCUUCCUGGAAUGGCCAGCCUACUUCACCAAGCAAAGCAAGAAAAGUGUUUUGAGAGAAAAAGAACCAAAUUCAUUGCCUGUGAUUUUCUGACUGAGUGGUUAUACAACCAAAAUCCAAAGAGGACAGGGGAGCCCUUCACAGAAUUCUUCUCCAUCCCAUGUGUGCAGGAAUGGCUAAAAUACCACCCGCGGACCCCCAUCCCGCUUUCCCUCCUACUGACGGAAGAGGAAGCAGCGAUUAUCAUACAGUCCUUCUGGAGAGGCUACCUGGUUCGCUGUGAUCCCGAGAUUCAAGAAUUGCGUCGGUGGCAGAAGAAACUCUGGGAGGACAAGCACAUUCACCAGCGAGUGCAAAUGUUCUGGGCCAAACAAGAACAAAAAGUGAAAUGCGAAAUGGAAGACCAAGAGGUACCUGGAGCCAAGACCACAUCUCACAUCCCCUUAGCCACUCUUGGUAUCUUUUGUCAUCCAGGCAUAAGUGGCCUGUGCACACAAGGAAAAUGUCCACACUGUGUUUUCUCUAUCAUUUCUUUAAAGAUUGUGUGCAUAUGAAAACAGAAUCUUUUCCCACAAGACAGGAUUUGUUACAAACAUAUAUUAGUGCAAAUAGUUUAGAAAGAUACUAGUCUUAAAUUUCGUUAUCCCCAAGUUAUCCUUUCAUUGAGGUAUUCUUCAGUGCUUAGAUGUAACCUUCUAAGCCAAUUAUUCUUAAAACCCUAAUUGCAAGAGAUGAAGUGCUGUUGCUAUCAGUUUCCCCACUUUUGCAAGAUCUGUAUUUUAUGUGUCAAAUCUGUUGUGUUUUCUUUUGCAGGAAUGGAACCCAGGCUUUGUGGUGUAUGAUAGGCAAGAGUUCCACCACUGAACCACACACAUCUUAGCUCAAGUGGGACAUCUGAACCCAUCAGGCACUAAGAAUUGUUGCUGUCUAGGUCCCACAGUAUUCUAGAAAGUCCCUGCUUUUGGGGUAAAUUAACUCACGACUCUCACUUGUGCUGUGGUUUGCAGGGAGGCAGCACUCUCUCAUUCAUAGUGUCAGACUCAGCCAAAAGCCUGGAAGCAGUAUGGGGUUGUUUCGACAGGCUACCACACAUCUUAAGUAAAUAGUAAAGCCUUUAUUUUUUGUGUUAAGAACAGCAUUUUGAAAAUAAACCUAUCUGCUCAUGCUUAACAACCUUUUAAAUUUGUAAUAUUUAUAUACAGUCAUGUAUGGUACACAUUGAUUGUCUUAAAAUUUCUGAAUGAUUUUCUUUAUAAGUAU
Messenger RNA from Octodon degus (degu), 1816 nucleotides. It is a transcript of the gene Iqck, whose product is annotated as IQ motif containing K. The coding region runs from base 136 to 1110 and encodes 324 amino acids. The record is from RefSeq and is a predicted model, not a curated record. Gene Ontology annotation, molecular function: protein binding. Lineage: Eukaryota; Metazoa; Chordata; Mammalia; Rodentia; Octodontidae. The transcript has 9 exons.